Molecule: messenger RNA, 1190 nt
Organism: Cyphomyrmex costatus
Lineage: Eukaryota; Metazoa; Arthropoda; Insecta; Hymenoptera; Formicidae
Product: homeobox protein ceh-37
Biological process (GO): regulation of DNA-templated transcription
Molecular function (GO): DNA-binding transcription factor activity, RNA polymerase II-specific; sequence-specific double-stranded DNA binding
Source: RefSeq, a predicted model, not a curated record
AUGGAACGCAACACAACGCAACAAAAGGUACAUGAAUUGCUAGCCAUUUGUACCAGGACAAGGCCACGAUGGCAGAUGCACAAAGGUGUUAGCUGGGACGACCCAGGUUGCGACGGAGAAUCGGAUGAGGGCGGCAACAAGAGGCGAAGAAGCAGGACUAACUUCAACAGUUGGCAGUUAGAAGAAUUGGAGCGGGCCUUCUUGUCGAGUCAUUAUCCUGAUGUCUUUAUGCGAGAAGCACUGGCUGUGAGACUUGAACUAAAAGAGAGCCGCGUGGCAGUGUGGUUUCAAAAUCGAAGAGCAAAGUGGCGAAAGAAGGAACAUACGAAGAAGGGCCCUGGAAGGCCGGCGCAUAAUGCUCAUCCGCAAAGCUGCAGUGGCGAACCUAUUCCACCCGAGGAACUGAGACGGAAAGAGCGUGAAAGGCGACAGAAGAAGUUGCUGAAAGCUCUCGAGAGACAGCAGCGGAAGCUCGCUGCUAAAGGCAUAACAGUGGAUUUAUCGACAUUGCGUGCCGAGUGGGAGUCUCGUAGCGAGGCAGCAUCGGGUCGCAGUUCGGGGAGCGGUCCUCUCAGCAAUUCAUUCGGUCAACUGGGUCUGAGCAACGACAGUAAUAACAUAUCCGUGUCCGGUAACGACGCUAACGAAGAGAUUGACGUGGUUGGCGGUUUAGACUCCUGUAGCGAGAGUGGCAGCGAGCGGGUGGACUCGGCGGCCGACGGUUCCGUGGACGGCGAAUGUUUUCCAGCGCUCAACAGUAACACGAAUGAGAUCAGCGAGCCCCGGAAGAAUCCCCCGCAAAAUCCGCCGAUGGAGCACCUGAACCACCAACCCGGUAUUCACCACUGGGGCUUAAGCUUGCUGGAGCGACGGCGCGAGCUGGUGGGAAUUGGAGCAGGUCGUCCGCCGACUGGUAAUGGCGCUAGAAAUCUAAUCAGGCAGGUUGCCAGCGAGGAGGAAGUCCAAAGCGGCAGCAUCGAUCUCUCGGUAAAAGGUAGGGAGGAGAGGAAGAGGCUGAAUCCGUUCUCCAUCGACAGUCUGUUGGGGAACAAUCGGACUAGUGCAGCAUCGGAUCGCAGGCCGGCGACGCCGACGUCGCCGACGUCUCCUGUUUCAUCGGCUUGCACGUCACCUUCUACGACGUAGUGAACAGGCGUGGAGAGAUGCCGAGGUGCGUCGGAUUAAAUGUU